This is a messenger RNA of Dichomitus squalens LYAD-421 SS1, 1680 nucleotides long. Its product is annotated as D-lactate dehydrogenase cytochrome oxidoreductase. Bases 1 to 1680 code for a protein of 559 amino acids. Gene Ontology annotation, cellular component: mitochondrion. Gene Ontology annotation, biological process: lactate catabolic process. The record is from RefSeq and is a predicted model, not a curated record. Gene Ontology annotation, molecular function: D-lactate dehydrogenase (cytochrome) activity; FAD binding; D-lactate dehydrogenase (NAD+) activity. Lineage: Eukaryota; Fungi; Basidiomycota; Agaricomycetes; Polyporales; Polyporaceae. The transcript is spliced from 13 exons.
AUGCGUUUCUGCCUCGACACCCGCCGUCAUGCAUCGACUGGUACCCCCGCUACUCGGCAUCUUUCUCCUGGAGAGUCUCUGGCUGUGAAUCUGCCGCGCGUUGCGGUUGGUCUUGGGCUCGCUCUCGCUGGCUCCAUCGUAUACUAUCGCUUCUCCGGUCCGACAGUACAACUGGAGAGCGCCGAGCCAGCAGGCAAGGUCAAGCACAAGGUCGUGACUGAUAAUGUCCUACCGGGGUCACUGGAACAUGGAACGCCGAAAUAUGCAUCUCAUGAGGAACUGCAGCAGGCCAUCAAGGAGCUCCAGGAUGCUCUGCACGACCCUGAGGCGACGAAUGUAGACCCCAAGGUCCUCAAAACCUAUGGCUCUUCGGAGAACUCGUAUCACCCUGCCUCUCCACACUCUGUCAUUGUCCGUCCAGAGAGCACAGACGACGUUGUCUCCAUCGUGAACAUUGCGCGGAAGUACAGGGUACCCAUCGUCCCGUAUAGCGGGGCGACCAGCCUCGAAGGCCACACCUCAGGAUAUCCUUCUGGUAGCAUCUGCCUGGACAUGUCUGACAUGAACAAGAUACUGGAGAUCCAUGAGGCCGACAGCGACCUUGUCUGUCAAUCCGGCGUCCGAUGGGAAGACAUCAACUCCACACUCAAAGAGAAGGGUAUCCCCUUGUUCUUUCCCCUCGACCCUGGCCCUGGCGCUACAAUUGGUGGUAUGAUCGGCACUGGUUGCUCUGGUACUAAUGCCGUGCGCUAUGGCACUGCUAGGGGAGAGUGGUUCCUCAAUGUCACUGUCGUCUUGCCCAACGGCAAGGUCAUCAAGACCCGUCGGCGUGCACGGAAGUCCUCCGCAGGUAUCGACAUGACGAAACUGUUCAUUGGCGCGGAAGGUACUUUGGGCAUCGUCACGGAGGCGACGCUGCGGCUUGCGCCAGUAAUACCGACGAAGGUCGCUAUGGCCCAGUUCCCAACGGUCGAGAAUGCUGUCAGCGCAGUGCAGGAAAUCUUGAACACGCCCUCUGGCCCACACAUACAAUGCGUCGAACUCAUGGACAAUAGAAUGAUGGCGGCGACUAACGAUGCCGGACUUGUAUCGAAGCCAUACCCUGUCCGUGACACGCUGUUCUUCAAGAUUCAGGGGGACCCCGCGGCCAUUGAAAGCACCGCGGAGACAGUCCAGCGAAUCGUGGCCCAGCAUGGCGCCUCCGCCUUCGAGUUCGCCAGCACCGACGAGGAGGCUGAGGAGCUUUGGGACAAUCGGAAAUAUGCUCUCACUAGUACCAUCCAGAGCGAAGAGGGCGCGAGGGUCUGGACCACGGACGUCUGCGUCCCUGUUUCGCGUCUUCCGGAGCUUGUAUAUGAAACGAAGAAGGAUCUUUUAGCUUCGAAGCUGAGAGCCACAAUCGUCGGUCAUGUCGGAGAUGCAGGCAACUUUCAUGCACUGAUUAAGUUCAAGGAUGACAACGAGCUGGAGGCCGUCAGUGACGCUGUACACCGUAUGGUGCACCGAGCCAUUGCUUUUGACGGAACAUGCACUGGCGAGCACGGGGUUGGGGUAGGGAAGAAAGAGUACCUUGUGGAUGAGUUGGGGGCCGACACCGUGGAGCUAAUGAACACGAUAAAGCGUGCUAUCGAUCCUCUGAACAUCAUGAACCCUGGCAAGGUGAGGGCCACUGAAAAAUAG